Messenger RNA from Mytilus trossulus (common blue mussel), 1611 nucleotides. RefSeq lists its product as uncharacterized. The transcript has a single exon. Gene Ontology annotation, molecular function: pattern recognition receptor activity. Gene Ontology annotation, biological process: defense response to virus; positive regulation of interleukin-6 production; toll-like receptor signaling pathway. Lineage: Eukaryota; Metazoa; Mollusca; Bivalvia; Mytilida; Mytilidae. The record is from RefSeq and is a predicted model, not a curated record. The coding region runs from base 1 to 1611 and encodes 536 amino acids. Gene Ontology annotation, cellular component: plasma membrane.
AUGACGGAUAUUGAUAUGAGUAAUUUAAUUCCAGAAAACCGUUUCUGUCAGUAUGAUUUUUCUUCAAAUAACAUCGUUAAAAUAGUUAAUGAACAGAAUUUUAAAAUUGAUGUCGACAAAAUUUAUCAUGGAGGCUUCGUAAAUAUAAAUUCAAAUGAUAUCACACAAUGGUUUGACUUCAAAGAUCUAGGAAUAGACGACAUUAGUAUUCUAGGAAAAGUCAUGCAAUUUGGAUUUUCCUUGCAAAAUAUGAAAUGGACUUGUGAUUGCAGAAUGAAACCGUUUCUUGAACUUUCACAAGAUACGUUAAAAAGAAUCUGGCGUGAUUACUUCAAUGUUACAUGUUGGGAUCCACCGGAAUACCGUGGAGUGUCAAUUACGGAUUUUUUUAUGGAGGGGGAUCAACUUGAUUUGCUGGUUUGUAACAAGUCAUCUGCUGAUAAAUGUCCAAAAAAAUGUUACUGUUUUUAUCAACCGAAAAACAGAAGAACUGUGGUUAAUUGUACCGGAGUUGGAUUACUUGAGUUGCCUACCUAUGUUCCUGAAGGCGAUAACUUGACCUUGCUAUUUGAUGAAAACGAUAUAACAAAAUUAGAAUAUCGGGAAUAUUUUAACAGAUCGUCUGUCAUUAGACUUUCAAAUAAUAAAUUAAAUACAAUUUCAAGCAAUGCCAUUGAAUCUAUAGACAGCAACGCAGUUUUUGAUUUGUCUGACAACAAUAUGAAUGAGUUACCUCGAGAUUUUCAAUCAUUUGAUCCCUGUAUAACAAAAUUGGGAAAAAUACAAAUAUCAUGCGGUUGUGGUGAUCAGUGGCUUGUAGACUGGGUGAAAAACAAGCGAGCAGGACGAUGCAAAAACACAACUGAAAUUAUCUGCUUUAUCGGGGAUGAAUAUGUUUCAACGAUUGAUCUAGAUUUAGGUAAUUUCUGCAAUGAUGACUCUAAUUUGAUAUUUCUAAAUAUUUUAUUUGGAAUAAUAAUUGCUCUUCUAUUAGGAGUUUUCGGUGUGUUGUAUACAUUCCGCUACGAACUGUUCAUCUUAAAAAGACGAUUUAUAAAUCAAAAAUCUACGAAAAUUUACCCAUUACUAAAAUACGAUGUUUUAAUAUCUUUUGAUGAUAAUGACGAAGAACUGCGUUUGUGGGUUAUGCAAAAAUUGGCAUCCUACUUGAAAGGCGCUUGUUAUAAAACUUUUAUACCAUGUAGAGACGGAAAGUUCGGGGAUAUCAGAGAAGAAGCAUUGAUUAAUAAUAUAAAUAUCUGUAAGAACUAUAUAGUUAUACUCUGUGACAAAUAUCACACUGAAGAUACGUUUUGGACGACUGUUGAAUGGAAAUACAUUUGGCAUAGCUUUCAACACAAUAAGGAAAGGCAAAUCAUAAUUAUAAAUUACCAUCAGUUGGAGUCGUCAGAAAUCUGUGAAGAAAAACUUAAAGCUUUUAUUCGUGUUGGAACAGACAUUGACUUUUCAAACAGGAAGCAUCAUUUGUUCCAGGACAUUCAUGAAAGAUUAGGUUCUCCGAUUCUUACAAACAAUGGACUAAAAUGUGCAAACACAAAAUUUACCGCUAAAUCACUGCACAGUCAAGAGAUGUUUAUGCUAGAUAUAUAA